Messenger RNA from Solanum pennellii, 1028 nucleotides. RefSeq names its product protein C2-DOMAIN ABA-RELATED 4-like. NCBI's taxonomy places the organism in Eukaryota, Viridiplantae, Streptophyta, Magnoliopsida, Solanales, Solanaceae. The transcript has 5 exons. The record is from RefSeq and is a predicted model, not a curated record. The coding region runs from base 258 to 803 and encodes 181 amino acids.
UUCCUUUUCAAUAGCCUAUUUCCUCUUGUUUCUCUUCCCUCGAAUAACAACAAACUAAUAAAUAAAUAUUCAUCCUAGAUAACACCCUUCUCUUUCUUCCCUUUCUAUUACAAAAAAUCAGAGCACCCUUGGCAUAAUCAAACAUUCGAAAGUGAUCGAGUUUGAGUUGGUUGGAAGGGUGUUUCGGGGAUAAAGUUGGAACAAGAGAACCAAUAAUAAGUUUUGUACGUCCAUCACAAUAUUGAAUCAUUAUAUAUAUGUACACAGGAGGAGGAAGUGCAACAAAAUCAUUGAUGGACAAUCUUAUGGGUCUUUUGAGGAUCAAAAUAAAGAAAGGAGUUAACCUUGCUGUUCGUGAUGUACGUACAAGUGAUCCUUAUUGUGUUGUUAAGAUGGGUAAAAAACAGAAACUGAAGACACGAGUUAUAAAGAAGGAUAUUAAUCCUGAAUGGAAUGAAGAUUUGACCCUCUCUGUUUCUGAUCCCAGUCUUCCUGUUAAACUGACUGUAUACGAUCACGACACAUUUACCAUGGAUGACAAAAUGGGAGAUGCAGAGUUUGAUAUUAAAUCAUUUGUAGAGGCAUUGAAAAUGAAUUUACAUGGGCUACCAUCUGGCACUGUAAUUACAAGAGUACUUCCUUGCAGGACAAAUUGUCUUGCUGAAGAGAGUAGAGUUAUUUGGGAUGAUGGUAAAGUUGUUCAAGAUAUGAUUCUAAGGUUGAGAAAUGUUGAAUGUGGUGAAGUUGAACUACAGCUUCAAUGGAUUGAUCUUCCUGGUACUAAGGUUGGUGUAGAAAAUUAAUCAGGAUGGUUUUUAUGUUCCUACAACUUACAAUAAUGGUUUGUGGGAUUUGAAAAUGAUGUUUGAUAUAUAUAAUAUUAGAUCAAGUUUGAUGAAGCCCUUUUCACUUUGCAUUUGUAUGUGUUAAAAGGUUUGUAGCUUAGUAGAUAUGGGGUUUGAAACUUAUCUUUUUAGUCAUGUAAUUCAAUGGAAUUACUUAUGUUAUAUAGUAUGUAAUAAUGAUGA